This is a messenger RNA of Camellia sinensis, 3328 nucleotides long. RefSeq names its product leucine-rich repeat receptor protein kinase HPCA1. The record is from RefSeq and is a predicted model, not a curated record. Gene Ontology annotation, molecular function: ATP binding; protein binding; protein kinase activity. Gene Ontology annotation, biological process: protein phosphorylation. NCBI's taxonomy places the organism in Eukaryota, Viridiplantae, Streptophyta, Magnoliopsida, Ericales, Theaceae.
CCAACAAUUAAACCAAUAAGCCCACCUGGCUCUUUUUGUGUCCUUCUAUUUUUUUCUUAUAUGGUAAAAAAUAGGUCAUGGUGUAUAGGUCAGCUUUCAUAGUGUUUUUGGGAUAUAUUAGAUAUAUUUAGUUGGAAAAUUUGAGGAUGAGCAACGUGCUAUUGUAUUGUAAGCAUGUGCAUGUUGAAUACUUCUAAUGAGAGUAUAUGGCUAUCAUGGAAAAAACUCUCUUGAAGAGUUCUACUAAUGAACAGCAGAACUGAAUGCAAGUAGAGUGGUUUCAAAGUGGUUCAUGUUCUUUCUUGAAUAAUGGGAUCAAGAAUUCAGAUCUGUUUACUGGUUAUUUCCUUCCAAAUUUUACUGGUAGCAACGCAGAUGAAUAAUCUGGACUUUGCUGCUUUGAACGCUCUCAAAGAAAUUUGGAAGAACAUACCACUCAAUUGGGUUGGGUCGGAUCCAUGUGGCAACAGUUGGGAAGGAAUUCAUUGCACCAAUUCGCGUGUGACAUCUAUAACAUUAGCGAGCAUGGGAUUGACUGGUCAGCUGUCCGGAGACAUUCAAUGGUUGUCUGAAUUACAGACUUUGGAUCUAUCAUACAACAACGGUUUGACAGGAUCUCUUCCUCGAUCAAUUGGAAAUUUGACUAAGUUAUCAAACCUAAUGCUGGCUAGUUGCGGUUUCAGUGGUCCAAUUCCAGAGACAAUAGGAUCUCUGCAGCAGCUGAGCGUUUUGUCUCUGUCUUCCAACAGCUUCAGUGGUCCAAUUCCACCUUCAAUUGGUAACCUCUUUAAUCUUUAUUGGCUGGAUCUGACUGGCAAUAAGCUUUCUGGAACUAUCCCUGUCUCUAGUGGGAGCACACCUGGUCUGGAUAAGCUGGUUAAAGCAAAGCACUUUCAUUGUGGAAGCAAUCAGCUCUCUGGUGAAAUCCCAUCUCAGCUUUUCAAUUCAAAUAUGUCUCUUAUACAUGUGAUUUUUAAUGACAAUCAACUCAGUGGCAAGAUUCCUUCAACGCUAGGACUAGUGCAGACUUUGGAGAUAUUGUUCUUGUCGAACAAUCAACUGACUGGCCCUUUGCCCAAUCUUACUGGCUUGAAUUCUCUCAACUACGUGGAUUUAAGCAAUAAUACUUUUGACAAGUCAGAUUUUCCUCCAUGGGUGGAAACCUUACAGUCUUUGGGAACAUUAGUGAUGGAAAACACAGGACUUCAAGGUCAAAUUCCAGUUGCCUUCUUCAACCUUCCACUGUUAAUGAGAGUUGUAUUGAGGAACAACCGCCUUAAUGGCACUUUGGAUACCGGGCCCAGCUGUAGUGACCAACUGCAACUUAUUGAUUUGCAGAACAAUUCCAUAAUUGACUUUGUGCCGGGAAUGCGAUUUAAGUCUGAGUUAAUACUUGUAGGAAAUCCAGUUUGUGAGGGAAAACAAGGGAUAAAACCAUACUGCAGCAUUCAACAGUCUAAUUUCUCAUAUUCAACACAACCAAAUAAUUGUGUGCCCGUUACCUGCAAAUCAGAUCAAAUAUGCAGCCCCAGCUGUAGAUGUGCUCUUCCAUAUAUGGGUUCCCUAAUCUUGGCAGCUCCUGCCUUUGAUCAAGAAAACUCGAGUAUCUACAUGUCUCUCGAGAAUUAUCUGAUGAGUUCUUUUCGUUCCCAUCAACUCCCUGUGGAUUCAGUUUCUCUGAGUAAAAAUUCAUAUUCCCCCGUGCUAAGGUUAAAAAUGUUCCCAUAUGGUGUAGACCGUUUCAAUCGAACAGGAAUUUCUGGAAUUGGGCUUGUGCUGCACAACCUAACAACUCCCUAUUCUGAUAAGACUUUUGGACCCUUAAGUUUCAUUGCCGAUCAAUAUGUGUAUUUUGCAGGAUCUACAGGCACUAACAAGUCAUUGAGUAGGGUCAUUAUUGGAGCAGCAGUUGGUUGUUCUUUGCUUGUGAUAUUGUCCCUCCUUGCCGGAAUUUAUGCUUUUCAUCAAAAGAGAAGAGCUGAAAUUUCUGAUAAGCAGAACAAUCCUUUUGCUUCUUGGGACUCAAAUAAAAGCAAUGGUGGUGUUCCUCAGUUAAAAGGAGCUAGGUGUUUCUCAUUUGAAGAGCUUAAGAAAUACACAAACACUUUCUCAGAAGCCAACUGUAUUGGAUCUGGUGGCUAUGGAAAGGUAUAUAGAGGAACUCUUCCCACUGGGCAACUGGUUGCCAUCAAAAGGGCUAAACAAGGAUCUAUGCAAGGUGGUCUUGAAUUCAAAAGUGAGCUUGAGCUUCUGUCUAGGGUUCAUCAUAAGAACGUUGUCAGCCUUGUGGGUUACUGUUUCGAGCAAGGUGAACAGGUGUUGGUGUAUGAGUAUAUUGCAAAUGGUACACUAAAGGACAGUCUUUCUGGGAAGUCUGGAAUCAGGCUGGAUUGGAUGAAGCGGCUUCAAAUAGCCCUUGGUGCAGCAAGUGGUUUGCAAUAUCUGCAUGAACUCGCCAACCCUCCGAUCAUACAUAGGGACAUCAAAUCCAACAAUAUCUUGCUGGAUGAAUACCUGAAUGCAAAAGUUUCUGAUUUUGGUCUGUCCAAGAGUCUUCUUUACAGCGAAAAUUGUCAUAUUACCACUCAAGUCAAGGGGACAAUGGGCUACUUGGAUCCUGAAUAUUGCAUGACCCAGCAGUUGACUGAGAAGAGUGACGUUUAUGCCUUUGGAGUGCUAAUGAUUGAGCUGAUAACUGCGAAACAGCCGAUUGAGAAAGGCAAAUACAUUGUAAGAGAGGUGGGGCAAAAAAUGGACAAGGCAAAGGAUCUAUACGAUCUUCAUGAGAUUCUCGAUCCAAACAUUUUGGGCACCGCACUGACAGGCUUAGAGAAAUUUGUGGAUUUGGCAAUGAGGUGUGUCGAAGAAGGAGCGGGGAGGCCUACAAUGGGUGAGGUAGUAAAAGAGAUUGAGAACAUCAUGCAAAUUGCCGGUUGGAAGCUUAAUGUUGACACGGUGUCCACUUCAGUUGGUUUUGAAGGGAUUAGCAACCAUCCUUAUAGCGAAGAAAGCCUCAUUAUUUAUGGCAGGGCCUUGGCACGUUAAAAGUUAGUGCCGCAGUAAGUCUUAUUAAGCAUUUUCGUGUAGAACAUGUGAGCUUUGUGAUGUUUGUACCAUGUGGGAAGAACCAAACUAUGUAUUGUAAUGAAUUAUUGGCUUUUCUUUCUUUUGUUGGAUGGUCUUAGGUGUGUUGCUUGUCUAGUAGACUAAAGAAGGGACGAAGGGAAAAGUGAAACGAAAUGAAAAUACUGACGUACAAAUUGUGUGUAUAGCAAGCUAAGUCUUGUGUUUUUUCUAUAAAUAAGCUACUAUUUUCUGUUCUAAGCAA